AUGGUUGAAAUUAAACAUAAAACGCUGCGUCGAGCAACUUGUUUUUGUUGUUUUCCAGUUUAUAAAAAGCGAACUUUUUGUUCCCCGUCAGGAUAUUUAAAUUCCCCGUGUCUGAUUAGAAUUGGGAAAGUGGAUUCCCAGCAUGUUGCUGUUCCUUUUCUCCAUUUCCCUAUGUUUUUCCUGGGUCUCUCCCGACACUAAUGCACUCACUAUGGUAUACACGGCAGUCUGUGGCAUUGAAAAAUUUCCUGCUUUCAGUGGUGUUGCAAUGAUCAAUGGAGUUGAAGUUGAUUAUUAUGACAGCAAUAUCCGUCGGAUGAUCCCCAGACAACAAUUCAUGGCAGAUUCAUUCAGUGAGGAAUUCUGGAAAAUGCUCACAGAUAUAGGGAAUUCACGAAUGGACACGGCGAUAGAGAAUCUGAAUUCAAUCAUGAAGAGCAUGAACCAGACAUCUGGAAUUCACACUCUCCAAUGGAUACGUUCUGUUGAGGUCAGUGAUGACGGCUUCAUGAGGAGAUCGAUGAGAUUUGGAUUUGAUGGAAAGGAUUUCAUUAGUUUAGAGCCAGACAGAAUGAGAUGGGUUGCAACCAAUCAUUUUGCAGUGAAGCUGAAGGAGAAAUGGGAUUCUGAUGAAUCCUGGAACAACUACUGGGAAAGAUAUUUGAUAGGUGUAUAUGUCCAACGUUUGAAGCAAUAUCUUGAAGCUGGAAAGGAAUAUUUCAAAAGGAAAGUUCAGCCUGAAGUGUUCAUCUCCAGAAGUGAGUCUAAUCAUCAGGACAAGCCGCUCACUCUCUCCUGCCUGGUCACCGGAUUUUAUCCUGUAGACAUCGAGGUGACCUGGCUAAGGAAUGGAGAGGUCGUGUCUGAGACACAAUCCUCGGGGAUUCGUCCGAACCAUGAUGGGACCCAUCAGAUCCAGAAAGAGAUUGAAAUCAGUGCUGGGGAUGAGGAUCAAUAUUCCUGUCAAAUUGAACACAUCAGCCUGGCAGAGGCCAAGCUCUAUCAGUGGGAAAUCCUUGAAAAUAGUGUGGAACAUUUCCAUCUUGCCAUUCUGAUUGGAUUAGUUACUGCAGUGUCUUCAAUAUUCGGAAUAAUCAUCUGGAAAAAGCCUUGGAGAGAUUCACCAACUGGGACCUACACAACAGCUCGCACUUCUGAUGUCUCCCUUCCAGCUCCUUCAUGAUUCAACACUGUUAAAACCUGUCGGACUAAUUUUACUCCUUUGCCCACCCUGAAGUGAUUGCAUUGUGUCUGUCCAUUCCUUACUUUGUGGGAUUCCUGGGCUCCACUGCAGGACAUUCCCGGAGCCUCAUUGAGGAAUGAAGGAAAUCUCCUGUUUCAGUGUGAACAUGGACAUCAUCGUCCAUCCUUCCAUAUCACCGCAGACAAACAGAUUUUUGGCUCAUUGUUCACACCCAGUCCUUUCAGGAUUGAGAUCGACUUUUUUUCUUGGGAAUGUAUUUCCACAGACUGAACAGUGGAUCCCGGAUUUGCAGGUAUGGAACCUCAUUCUUCAAGUGAGACCUUCUCAAGUCAUGAUUCAAUCCCAUCUCAGAAAUGUGAGCAGCUUCACUGUCAGAGGAAUCUUCACGGAUGAUUUCUCCCUCACACUUUCUCAUCUUCACUGUCUUCAGUGGUUCAAUCAUUUACCUGAAAUGAAGCAAUGUACUGAGGUAACUCAGAGACGGUUUUUAUAUUGUAGGAAACUGAAUGAUUUUGUACUUUUUAUCAACAAAUUCUAGUGGUCAUGGACAUAUCUGUGUAAAUUUUGCAACUGUCUAUUAUUAUGCUGAUGAAAAACACUUGCUAUUUGUUUGUUACUAUUUAACAUACGCUCUAUUAUAAGCUGAACAGCUGUGUUUUGAAUUUAAAGCAACCGCUGUGAACUCUUGUGUGAUGUAUAAAUUUUAUAACUCGGAUUUAUUUACAUUGACAAAUAUCUGUUACUGUUAUUCAUCAAUGUUUAACCACAAAUGCUGAUAACUGUGGUUUGCCAUUAAUAAAUAAUGGUUUAUGGUU
Molecule: messenger RNA, 2019 nt
Organism: Rhincodon typus (whale shark)
Lineage: Eukaryota; Metazoa; Chordata; Chondrichthyes; Orectolobiformes; Rhincodontidae
Product: class I histocompatibility antigen, F10 alpha chain-like
Exons: 8
Coding region: 143-1183 (346 amino acids)
Biological process (GO): immune response
Cellular component (GO): external side of plasma membrane
Source: RefSeq, a predicted model, not a curated record